Desarmillaria tabescens is the source of this 411-nucleotide messenger RNA. RefSeq lists its product as uncharacterized. The coding region runs from base 1 to 411 and encodes 136 amino acids. The transcript is spliced from 4 exons. The record is from RefSeq and is a predicted model, not a curated record. NCBI's taxonomy places the organism in Eukaryota, Fungi, Basidiomycota, Agaricomycetes, Agaricales, Physalacriaceae.
AUGGGCUCCAAAAGUUUGAUAACGCACGAGUUUAAAACAGCGCCGGGAAUUUCCGUAGCCAUAAGCGCCCAAUCCAUCUGGCAUUUCUUAGUGCCUGCGUCGCUGAUCCGUCGAAAAUGCGGCGUGUCAGCUCUUCAACUUGAAGUUAGGUGUCUACGCUUUCGCAAGAUCCUGGAAGAAUUCCACGUCACUCCUCUGAAAAAUGAAGACGAAGGCGGCUUCGUCGCGCCUGAUUCGUCGACCACCUCUAACCUCUUUGCCGACUUAUAUGCUACAACCGUGGGCGAAUAUGGAUGGAGCAGCCUCCUGAAGAGGGCAAGGACCCAUCCAAGCGUCUCCGAAAGCCCUAGGGAUGGUAAUGAAGAACUCAAACUCAGUCUUUUGGAUGCGCUCCACGGCGGGCCCUUUUGA